This is a messenger RNA of Diabrotica virgifera virgifera (western corn rootworm), 2499 nucleotides long. RefSeq names its product transmembrane protein 205-like. NCBI's taxonomy places the organism in Eukaryota, Metazoa, Arthropoda, Insecta, Coleoptera, Chrysomelidae. The coding region runs from base 108 to 1046 and encodes 312 amino acids. The record is from RefSeq and is a predicted model, not a curated record. The transcript has a single exon.
GGUCACGUAUGGCAUUUUAGUUGCGGUCUAUCCCUUCAACUUUGCAGUUAAAUUUUGUGUCGUUCCAGUGAUCACACUCGUAAUUAUUGUUCUAUUGCUAGUUUAAAAUGUGCAUAAGAAAAGUAUAUAGUGAAAGUGAUGUGUCAUAUGAAAAUCUUGAAGCGUUUGAAUCAAGAUUUAAUAGUUUCCGAUUUGAAAUCGAAGCUUCUAAAUCAGGUGAAACUUCAAAUGAAAAUGCUGAUGUGGGUGGUGAUCAAGAUAUACGAGAGGGCGUUGAACCAAACGGCACUUUAAAUAAAGAUGGUGGUGGAUACGAUCAAGAUAUAUUGAGUAUUUCGACCAAGUAUGUUCAAAAUUUAUUCCAGUUUUUCAAGAAGAUAAAGCAAAAGUUUAUACAAUCUUACUUUUACAAAAUUCUAUUAUACAAAACUCAACCAGCUCAUUUAAUAACAACACUAUUUGUCAUUAUCGCAGCUUAUAUGAUGAUGUCGGAAAAAGCUCAUUCCGAAACAUCUCCAAUAUGGAAUUUAGUUUAUCUGGGUACGUUCAGUGCUCAUUUUGGUGCGCAGAUUUGGAUGACGUUCAUCUCUGGCUUAGCUUUGUUCUUCUCUUUGUCCAGACAUACCUUUGGAAGUGUUCAGGAAGUAUUGUUUCCGAAAUACUUUUACUUCAACUCCAUACUUAGCUCCAUCACAUUCGUGGCGUUUAUGAAGUUCAACAACGGCGCAAUAAUGAGAUCUUGGGACGUUUUUAUACAAGCUGCAUUCAUUACACUGUGUUUGCUUGUAGAGCUGACUGUAGGAUUAUACUUAACUUCGCCUCUUCUUGGUUUAUUAAGAAUCAAAAAUGGUAUGGAAAAAGAAGCUGGAGUUGGGCUGGAAGUUGGAAAAUAUGAAUUGGGAGCCUUGAAAAAUUGUCCUCAUUACAUGAAGAUCCACAAAAGAUUCAGAAAGGUUCACAUGACUAUAGCUAUUCUGAACUUGAUCGCGAUGGCUUGUAAUACUUUACAUCUGUAUUAUUUAUCUCAAAAAAUAUGUUUUUGUUAAAAAAGUUAAACAUCUAAUAAUAAGACUGAAAUAAUAUCUUUUUAUUUAAAAAAAAAUGUUUGCUUUAAUUUACACAAUGUAAUUCUUGAUAUGCAAAAAUUAUAAACAUUUUAUUUUUAUUAUUCAAAUAUUAUAUCAGUAAAUAUUUAAUUUUACUUGGAAUAUAUACUGUUUAUUUAGAUUUUAUUUUUAUUUCGCACUCGUAUAUUUUUCGUAAAGCUUAAGGCGUCUGCAUUUUUUAUUAUUGUGCAUAUUUAAUUACAUAAUUACAGGGUGUUAGUAAAUAAGUAUGAAAAACUUUAAGGACUAAUUCUACAUGAAAAAAUAAUUCCGGUUUGCUUUGUAAACAUAUGUCCGCAAAUGCUUCGUUUCCGAGAUACGGGGUGUUGAAAUUUUUAUUUCAAACUGCCAAUUUAUUUAUUGCUCUAAGGCCAGUUGAGCUAUGAAAAUGAAAUUUGGUGAGGUUUAGGAGGUAGUUAUUGCGCAUUUUUUGACAUACAAUUGAGAAUUUUGUAUUCAUCAUUGGUGCGCAUACGGGUAAUAGUCUGAAUUUUUUAAAGAAAGAAAUAGUACGCCACUGAGAUAUUUCAAAUUAAAUAUUAUUUUUAAAUUCCACGUUUAAUUUUUGAUGAAAAGCCUUUCUUGCCUAUUUUUCAUAUGGUGCACCGUUUUUAUGCAGAAAAAUAAAACAUAUUGACGCGUAUUUUUCAUUUCUUAAUACAUUAUCAAGAACUAUCCAAUAUAAUAUAAUAAUACUAAACUAGAACAAUAACAGAAAAUAUUACUAAUAAGAUUUUAACUAGGUGCAAAGAAUUUUAUAUUCAUCAUUGGCGCGCGUACGAGUAAUGGUCUGAUUUUUUUUAAGAAAAAAAUAGUAGGCCACUGAGAUAUGUCGAACUAAAAAUCAUUUUUGAAUUCCUCGUUUAAUUUACGACAAAAAAUCUUUCUUGCCUUUUUUCAUACGAGGCGCCGUUUUUAUACAAAAAAAUAAAACAUCUUAACGCUUACAAAGUAUUUGAGGUAGUUUCCAUAUGCAUAGAAACUUAGUUCAAAUAGUGUGUAAACGUUAAGAUGUUUUAUUUUUUUACAUAAAAACGGCGCCGCAUAUGAAAAAAAGGUAAGAAAGAUUUUUUAUCGUAAAUUGAGCCAGCAAUUCAAAAAUGAUUUUUAAUUUGACAUAUCUCAGUGGCAUACUAUUUUUUUCUUAAAAAAAUUCAGACCAUUACCCGUACGCGCGCCAAUGAUGAAUAUAAAAUUCUUCUGUAACCUCUAAAGCACGUCAUUUUUAACAUUUGUUGUAGCUCUGCACCUAGUUAAAAUCUUAUUAAUAAUAUUUUCUGUUACUUCUCCAGUUUAGUAUUAUUAUAUUGGAUAUUUCUUGAUAAUGUAUUAAGAAAUACGCGUCAAGAUGUUUUACUUUUCUGCAUAAAAACGGUGCAUCAUAUGAAAAAAG